This is a messenger RNA of Brassica oleracea var. oleracea, 884 nucleotides long. RefSeq lists its product as uncharacterized. The transcript is spliced from 2 exons. NCBI's taxonomy places the organism in Eukaryota, Viridiplantae, Streptophyta, Magnoliopsida, Brassicales, Brassicaceae. The record is from RefSeq and is a predicted model, not a curated record. The coding region runs from base 270 to 647 and encodes 125 amino acids.
GUCAUAGGACUCAAUAAAUGUAGUGCCUUACAAGUCUCCCGAUGUCGCUCCUUUGACAAACCCACCGUUUCCGAAACGGUGUCGUUUUCAUUAAGGGUACCAGCAAACUCUUCUCUCACUAGUUCAAAGCAAGGGACCUCUCAAGGGUGUUUCCGUAAUUGUAAAAUAUCCCCCUAAAACGAUUACGCCUAGAGAGAGAGAGAGAGUCAUCAACACCACAAUUUCACGACGACGGAGAAGAAGAAGAAACUCUUAUCAUCAUCAUCUCUAUGUGUCUAAUGGCGUUAUCAGACGCGGUUCUCGGGAAUCUUGCGACGAUCUAUGUUGCGGUGAUCAUAGCGAUCAAGGUCUACGGAUUAAUCUCCGGCCAGAGCUUCAGCGCAGGAUUCGUCGUCGUCGUCUCGAUUACGACGGUCGGAGUUUUGCUCGCGGUUACUCUCGCCUGGGACGUGUCUCGCAGAGCCGCCGACGCGGUUUCUCGGUACAACCGCGUUGUUGCCGGCGAGGAUCUAAGCCACCGUCACAAUCACGACGGUGGUGGUGGAAUUUGUAAAGGAGGGAUUUGCUGGCACGGCGUUGCGGUUCGGUCGCCGGCUUCUCAGGUUCGGUUUAGGCUUCCGCAACAUAUACCGUACGGAGCUUUCUGAGUACAUAACAUCCUGUGUGUAUAGAUUAUAGACAUAAGGACAAUGUUUCUGUAUAAUAGAUGAUAUUGGUGUGAAAGUUAAAAGAGUUUUGUUUUUUGUAUUUUUCUUUUUUUUUUUUUUUGAACUGGAGUUUUGUUUUUGUAUUGAUAUGUUGUAAUGUCUUAUAGCGAUGAUUAUAAAUGUUCUUUGUUAUUGUAAUAUCGAUUUCUGAGCAAUAAAGUUGAGAGUUUUUUUUUC